Molecule: messenger RNA, 1245 nt
Organism: Olea europaea var. sylvestris
Lineage: Eukaryota; Viridiplantae; Streptophyta; Magnoliopsida; Lamiales; Oleaceae
Product: delta(7)-sterol-C5(6)-desaturase-like
Exons: 3
Coding region: 135-950 (271 amino acids)
Biological process (GO): lipid biosynthetic process
Molecular function (GO): iron ion binding; oxidoreductase activity
Source: RefSeq, a predicted model, not a curated record
GCCUUAUACGGCUUAGAGGCCUAAUCAUCAAAAAAUUGAAAAUUUAGAACAAACUCUGGGAAUCAAAUUGGGCCUAAAUCCAUCUUUUUCCCAUUUUUAAAUUUCGCCGGAAUCCGCAGAAAUCCUGUCGUGCGAUGGAGGAUUAUUUGCAGUUAUUCGUGGAGGAGACGUCGUGGUACAACGAUAUUGUUAUGGGCUCACUCUUACUGGAGAAAUGGUGGGUCCCACUCCCUCACUUCUUCAGGGGAUGGCUCCGAAACUUCAUUGGAGGGACCUUGUUCUACUUGCUUUCUGGGGUUUUGUGGUGUUUUUAUAUCUACUACUUGAAGCAUAAUGUCUGUGUUCCAAAAGAUGCCAUUCCUACGAGAAAUGCAAUGCUUUUGCAGAUAGGGGUUGCAAUGAAAGCUAUGCCAUGUUACUGUGCCCUUCCAACAAUCUCAGAAUACAUGAUUGAACACGGAUGGACAAAAUGUUUUUCAAGGAUAAGCGAUGUUGGCUGGGUUGCCUACCUUUUCUAUUUGAUUGUUUAUCUUGUGUUCGUGGAGUUCGGGAUAUAUUGGAUGCAUAGGGAGUUACAUGACAUAAAACCUCUCUAUAAAUAUCUCCAUGCCACACAUCACAUCUACAACAAGCAAAAUACACUUUCUCCUUUUGCUGGUUUGGCCUCCCACCCUCUGGACGGGAUAUUGCAGGCAGCACCACAUGUCAUAGCUCUCUUCCUAGUGCCAAUGCAUUUCACAACACACAUAGCGCUUCUGUUCAUUGAGGGCAUAUGGACUGCAAACAUUCAUGACUGCAUACACGGCAAGUUAUGGCCUGUAAUGGGUGCUGGUUAUCAUACCAUACAUCACACCACAUAUUGUCACAAUUAUGGCCACUACACAAUAUGGAUGGACUGGAUGUUUGGAACUCUUCAUGAACCAGUCAAUGAUGAGGCCAAGAAGAUAUAAUCAAUGUCUCUGCAAUUUUCUUGUUUUAGCUUGUGCAUCUUUAGAAUUCCUUCGAGUCCUAUGCUUCUCUAAAUUUUGCUGCUCCGUUGUUUUGUAAUGUCAAAGCGUUGUUGAGACAGACAGCAUGGGGAAUAAGAGAAGAAAGAGGCUGUCAACUUCUUAAUCAGUCUCUCGUUCCCCAGUUUUAUUCUGUUGGUUAUACGUGGACUGUACAUUAAUCUUGUUAUAAGCAGAUUAGCCUAAUGUUUUUAGGGACAUGAGAUGGUGGUAAUAGUAGAAUUGCAAUUUCAAGUCA